AUGGUUGACGGCGACCGCUUCGUCGCCACGCCGCAUCAUACCCGCUGGGACGCCGCCGCCACGCUCGCAUGGGUCCAUGGACAGCCAGGCUACGUGGAUGCCCAAGCAGCGCGCACCGACACGACGCUCCUCGCCCGGUGGUUCUACGAAGCCAAGCGAAUGGAAGCGCAACCGCGCAAAGAGAGCGACGCUGGCGUCUCGGCGUUCUGCUAUGAGGCUCGGUAUACGUGCCAGCCACACGCGCUUCGCGACGUGAGCCCGUUGACCACGAUACCGGUCGACCACCGCCAAGGACUAAUCGACGAAAGCUUGGUGUUCAAGACCAUGCACAAAGGCUGCGUGGUGCAUGUGGUUUGCUCCAGGCGGCAGUCGGAGCUUGCGAUUGGCCUCGACAAUUUCAGCGGCGUCGAGACCGCGGACGUAGCGAGCUUGCAACACAAGCUCGUUGCCCUCCUCGACCCAAGCCAGAAGCACCCGAUCUCGUCACUACUCGAGUGGCUGCAUGCGCGCCGAGGAUCAUUCGAUUAA
Molecule: messenger RNA, 528 nt
Organism: Saprolegnia diclina VS20
Lineage: Eukaryota; Oomycota; Saprolegniomycetes; Saprolegniales; Saprolegniaceae
Exons: 2
Coding region: 1-528 (175 amino acids)
Source: RefSeq, a predicted model, not a curated record